Messenger RNA from Gastrolobium bilobum, 2117 nucleotides. RefSeq names its product F-box/kelch-repeat protein At1g30090. NCBI's taxonomy places the organism in Eukaryota, Viridiplantae, Streptophyta, Magnoliopsida, Fabales, Fabaceae. The record is from RefSeq and is a predicted model, not a curated record. The coding region runs from base 687 to 1904 and encodes 405 amino acids. The transcript is spliced from 2 exons. Gene Ontology annotation, molecular function: protein binding.
AAUCAAAUCUUUCUCUCAUCACAACAAUCAUCAAUAAAACGGGUCACCCUCUCUUCUUUAUCUUUUUUGUGUUUUUAAGCAAACUCUUCCCUGAAUCUCAUCUAACUUCACCGUCUUUGUGCCUAUACUCUACCCAAUUCCUUGCUUCUUAUAAAGCUGGGAUUUUUAUUUGCUUCUUCUGAGCUGUUGCAUUUUUUGGGGACCUGUGAAUUGGAUUAGUUACAGUUGGUAUAUCUGUUGGUGCAAAUUGCAGCUUUUUUGGGUUCCCAAGUUAAAAACCUUGAUGAGUCCUUGUUGGUGGUAAAGUUGCUGGCUUUUGAUGAAGAGAGCAAGACCCAAUAUCUGUUAUGUGUGAAAUGCUUUUUAUAAAAUUGGAUAUUUUUAGAAGGGGAAUUUUCUGUGUGUUGUAUCCUAUAAGCUUUUAAUCAUUCUGGAGGAGGAAUCGGUGCUUAUUCUCUUUAUUGUGGAUUGGGACUUGGGGUUUCCUUUUAUUUGCAAUAAAAAUCUGUGAGGGAAUCAGUUCAAGUGAAUUUGGGAUAAAUACUUAACGUCUGAAUUGAAAAUUGGGUGUUACUAUUUGGUGGGAUGUUAUUCCAAUCCAAUUGAGAACAUAGCAUUGCAUAUUAGAGAAGGUAACCUGUUCUAGUGUUUCUGAAGGGUUUUGGUGUCUCUUUAGAUAUUUAAAGAUGCAGCGUGUUAGAUUAUCAUCUCAACAGGCACCAGUACACAAGCUAGGAGAUCCUCAAAUCACAUUAUCUCCUAAGUUUAGGUUAGCUGUGAUGCAAUCUUCUUUGGCAAAUCCAUCACCAGAGCUAGAGUUAUCUCUUAGAGGAGAACCCUUAAUACCGGGCCUACCUGAUGAUGUUGCUCUCAAUUGUCUUCUUCGUCUUCCGGUUCAGAGUCAUUCAUCCUGUAGAGCUGUCUGCAAGAGGUGGCAUCUGCUACUUGGUAAUAAAGAGAGGUUUUUUACCAAUAGGAAGCAAUUGGGUUUGAAAGACCCUUGGCUUUUUGUAUUUGCCUACCAUAAGUGCACUGGAAAGAUCCAAUGGCAGGUUCUUGACCUUACCCAUUUUUCUUGGCAUACUAUCCCUGCAAUGCCUUGUAAGGACAAGGUUUGUCCUCAUGGUUUUAGGUGUGUUUCGAUUCCGCGUGACGGCACUCUGUUUGUAUGUGGCGGUAUGGUCUCUGAUGUGGAUUGUCCUCUUGACUUGGUCUUGAAAUAUGAGAUGCAUAAAAAUCGUUGGACUGUGAUGAAUCGAAUGAUCACUGCUAGGUCAUUUUUUGCCAGUGGAGUGAUUGAUGGGAUGAUUUAUGUAGCUGGGGGAAAUAGUACUGAUCUUUAUGAGCUAGAUUCUGCUGAAGUGUUGGAUCCUCUCAAUGGGAGUUGGUGCUCUAUUGCCAGCAUGGGAACAAAUAUGGCAUCUUAUGAUGCUGCAGUUCUUAAUGGGAAACUUCUGGUUACAGAAGGCUGGUUAUGGCCUUUUUAUGUCUCUCCAAGAGGUCAGGUCUACGAUCCAAGAACUAAUAACUGGGAAAAUAUGGCAGUUGGACUUAGAGAAGGGUGGACUGGUUCAAGUGUGGUUGUUUAUGGGCACUUAUUUGUUGUGUCUGAGCUCGAAAGAAUGAAGCUAAAGGUUUAUGACACGGAAACUGAUUCCUGGGAAGCCAUAGAGGGGGCCCCUUUGCCUGAGCAAAUAUGCAAGCCCUUUGCUGUUAAUGCUUGUGAUUGUGACAUUUAUGUUGUGGGUCGAAAUCUUCAGGUUGCUGUUGGUCAUAUUUCUAAACUGAACCUGAAAGAAAGUUGUGAGGAAAAAUGGAGCUUCAGAGUUCGAUGGCAUGUAAUCGAUGCACCAGAAAGUUUAUCUGAUCUGACUCCUUCAAGCUCUCAGGUGCUGUUUGCAUAGUUUUUCAUUAUCCUGUAAUAUUAUGAAUGUUUUCUGAAUAAAUGUAAUUAAAUAUAAUUAUUAGAGGUCUAAAUGUUGUAAUAGCGGUGUGAGGGAGUACUCUUAAGCAGUUUUUUAUAUUGUAUUAAUGAUAGUAUUUUAUUGUGGUUGCUUGGGCAGUGUUAGUUAUACAUUCUUAAUUACUUUGAUAUUUUCUCCUUGAAGAAUAUCUCU